CGUCGUCACGCACAGACCACGGCGGCCCACGCACUACCACCGGCUGUGUUAUACUUUCGAUAAAUCGUAUAUAUUUAUCAUAAUUCAUAAUACACGCAAUUUCGUUCGCCGACUGAACACUCGUGCUACGACUGGGACCGCGGUUUAUAUUGUUAUAUUCAUAUACCUACCGGUAAAGAAUACUGCAGCACCAUCGACCUAUACCAUGGUACUGUUGAACUCGACGCGGUCGUCGAUCGCGGGACGUCGCAACCGGAUCGGAGGGCCAUCGCUGCUGUUGGCAGCCUGCGCGUGCGUCUGCAUAUGCGGCAGUCAGGUCCAGUCGCAGAGAGCCGGCGGUGGUAAUCGGGACGCGCCGGUGGUCAACAUCCGCAGGCAGGGCGCCGUUUCUGGCGUCGAGGUGCCGCUCAACAAAAUCGGACAUCGGGCUUGGACGUAUCUGGGCAUACCGUUCGCCAAACCACCCAUCGGAAAUCUGCGGUUCGCGCCGCCGGAAGUCGAUCCGCCGCCCGCGUGGAGCGGCGUCCUCGCCGGGACCGUGCACAAGCCCGCUUGUAUCCCGGACCCGCCUGUUCGGCCGCAUCCCGUCCACCGACUGUUCACCACAGUCACACCGGGCCCCGUCAAGAUUUCCGAGGACUGUCUGUACCUGAACGUCUACAGGCCUGAAGGUGCGGUGCCAGAAGAAAAGUUUCCAGUUAUGGUUUGGUUUCAUCCUGGCGAUUUUCAUUGGGGAACGCCAAUAUAUUGGGAUGCUUCGGUUUUGGCCGCUAGACACAAAGUAAUCGUGGUGACAACGGCGUACCGGUUGAACAUAUUGGGCUUCUACACGGACAACACUGCGGAGGCGUCGGGCAACUGGGGACUGCUGGACCAGGCUGCCGCGCUGGACUGGGUGCAGCGGAACAUCGACAGCUUCGGCGGCUCGGCGCAGAACGUGACGGUGUUCGGACAGGGCUCGGGCGCGGUGAGCGUGGGCCUGCACGCGGUGUCGCCCGUGUCCCGGGACAAGUUUCACCGGGCGAUCAGCAUGAGCGGGAACGCGCUGCUCCGGACGGCCGUGAUGCCGGCGGACGGGCCGGACGCCGUGCUGGACGCGCUGGCCGACAAGUUCAACUGCUUCCGGAACACGUUGACCGGAUGCCUGCGGAACGUGGACGCCGAGGCGCUGGUCAAGGGCGGCGGCUCGCUGACCCGCUGGGGCCCGGUGGUCGACGGCCCGGCGCUGGCCAACGACAGCAGUGGCCAAGACCCGUUCCUGCCGGACACGCCGGCCGCGCUCAUGGACGACGGCCGGUUCGCCGCCGUGCCGCACAUGAUCGGCUACAACCGGAUGGAGGACGCUUUCGGCGCUUUCGACGCGUUCGACGGGAUGAACGGCGGCGGUGAGGGCAUAACCAGAGAUCGGUUCGAGGCGCUGGUCCGGGAAGGCGUCGACGACGACGACGAGGACGAUCGUCGGGCCCGUCAGUUCCGGCGACUUCAGCAGCAGCAGCAGCAGCAGCAGCAACAGCAGGCAGCCACCACGGUAACCACUGGCGAAUCGGUCGGCGGACUUCCGGACGGCGGUGACGUAGCGGACGACGACAGUAACUGUACGUUCGACGCGGGCUUCGUGGUGGACACGGUCGUGUUGCGGUACGCCAGGCAGACGGACGACCCGGAAACGCUGCGCCGGAACUACGUGAUCAUGGCCGCGAACAAGGCGUACGGGGCCACCGGGCACCGAGUGGCCGGAUACGUGUCGCGUCUGAACGCCACGUACGUGUACCGGUACGAGUAUAAGCUGCGCGCGACCAAAGCGCUGCCGGCCGCCGCCGAGUGGAUGGACGCGCCGCACGGCGUCGAGCUGCCCGUCGUGUGGGGCAUGCCGUACUGGCCGUCGGCCUCGGCCAUCGACUGGACGGCCGCCGACCGCCGGAUGUCGGACACCGCGAUGGCGUUGUGGACGAACUUCGCGCGGCACGCCGACCCGGCAUACCGGUCGGCCGGCGUCAACGUCCGGUGGGACGAGUACGAUCCGCGCAACCCCCGGGUCAUGGUCCUGGACAAGGUGCCGAACAUGUCGCAGCCCGAACAGGAACCCGAGUUCUGGAACGAGUACUAUCCCAAGGUGCUGGCCGUCGCGCUCCAGUGCUGUCCCAAUCGCACCGUGGAAUCGGCGGCCACCGCCGUCCACGAGGGUCCCGGGUCGGCCGCUCUCGUGGCGCUCGUCCUGGUGGCACUGUCUUCGUCGUCGUUGGUCUCGGGCUGGCCGUCGCUGCUGGCGUGAGCACACGCGCCACACGAAUGCCAACCUAAUAUUAUUGACACGUAGUCCGGACGGUGAUCACUACAGUACAAUAACAAUAUUACGCGUUACUAUGCUGCGAACUUUAUAAUAAUAUUAUUGUAUCGUCAUCGUUCUCGUCGGGUGUGCGAAACGCGUUUCGAAUAUUUUUCCAAUAUUAUACGUCGUAUUCAACUGCAAUGGAUAUCAGACAGUGCGUGUGCGUGUUUUUAAACAGUGAAAACUGCUUAAUGUUUUGAUUUGAUAAUUUUUAGUAGGUACGAUGGACUAUAUUAUAUAGAGAAUCUUUUUUUCUACAACCUAUAGGUACAUGCAGUUUUAUUGAUUUAUGUUGUCCUUAUUUAUUUAUCAUCGUGUCAUUUGACGAAAAUA
Melanaphis sacchari is the source of this 2662-nucleotide messenger RNA. Its product is annotated as cocaine esterase. Gene Ontology annotation, biological process: neuron cell-cell adhesion; postsynaptic membrane assembly; synaptic vesicle endocytosis. Gene Ontology annotation, cellular component: cell surface; postsynaptic membrane; synapse. Lineage: Eukaryota; Metazoa; Arthropoda; Insecta; Hemiptera; Aphididae. The transcript has 3 exons. Gene Ontology annotation, molecular function: neurexin family protein binding; signaling receptor activity. The record is from RefSeq and is a predicted model, not a curated record. The coding region runs from base 206 to 2272 and encodes 688 amino acids.